AAAAAAAAAACAGCGAAUGUUUAAUCGCAAUCCUUCCACGGACUAAUUAAGUAAACGCUUAUAUUACAUGCAGAGAGCAAACUGAUUAAUUGGGUGGUAGACAAAAACGAAACCAGACGUAACACAGGGUAUGAAUCAAUCGAGAAUUUGUUUUUUGAUGGACAAACGUAUUGCCUCAUCAGGAACAAGCAACCUUUGGACUCUACGAAUGCUAUGAUGCAAGGUCUCCAAAACAUCACGUGGGUAUAUACCGGUAUAAGGAACGAGUUCUGAUUGGCGUAUUGCACCACACCCCCAGCAGUUUCUUCGCACAUCUUUUGUGAAAAUAGCAAAUUUUUACCUUAUGCCGAUAUCAACUGUUCCUUUGUUGUAGAUGUGCUAACGGACGAAAGUUCUACAAACAAUGUGGAUUUUUGGUAUUUUCUCGUUGUUUUGUGUUUUACCCUGCAGCUCGUUUUUCUUGUCAGAACUACUAUGGACUGAUAGCAGUGAAACAGAAAAACGCGGCAAUGAAACAACGGAUGAACUGAAGACGCUGAAACAGCAAAAUGCUACAUUUAAUGGGAGUAUUGACCUUAUCAAAAACGCAGACAACUUUACCGAAGAGAGUAAUAUCUCUACAGAACAAUCAAGUACAAGUGCUGCACUCACUGUUACUCCCCUGGGAAGGAAUACAACAGAAAAUACAACAGAGAAUACAAAAGAAUAUCAUGAUACAGCGGACGAGGAAGAAGAGCAAAAGGAAGAGGAACGAAUGCACAUCGAGUAUAUAAAAAGGCAGCUAAUGGCUAAAUUGCGUCUUUCCUCCGCGCCCGUGUCCAAGAGUGACGCGUCGGUCCUGCCCUUAGCGGAGUUGGGGAGGGGUUUCCUUCAGACCCAGCAUGACCAAGGACAAAAGAAAUACAAGCCGCAUCACUUUUACGCCAAGGCGCUGCAAAUCUACGUCAUAGGAAACGACGAAACGGAGAACUGCAGUUACCGGAAGUCGGCCGGUUGCUACUAUUUUGACGUCAAUGGAAAGGUGCCAGCCAGUGAUGUCCAAAAAGCCGAACUGUGGAUCUAUAAACUCUUCUACCACCGAGAUCCAGUGGUCCAGACUUUUGUUGUAUCGGAACUCGGAAGAACCAAUAGAGCGGAACGGAAGGUUCGUCCACGCAACAUCAUAAAUAGGUUCGAGACCAAAAUUAAGCACGGUUGGCUGAAAAUUGACGUCACAGAGACAGUUGUACGGUGGCUACAAAAACCCGCUAGGAACGAUGGGAUAUCUAUACUGUGUAAAGGAUGUCAAAGGAAGAAUCACAAGACAAUAUUUAGUUCUAAAUAUGAUUCCAUGCCAUUCCUGGCAAUAACAACUAGAAAAAGUCACAGGAGUCGGCGCUCAAAGCGGUCUGCGCCUGUGGCAUGUUCACUGGGAUAUGAGGGGUGUUGUUUGGCGCCUCUAGAGAUCAACUUUGACGAAAUCGGUUGGACUGGAAUUAUAGCUCCAAAAAAGUUGAACUAUGCUUAUUGCAAAGGCUCAUGUAAUGACGAAAUCGACGCCCACAGUAAUCACAGCAAAAUGGUACAAGAGUACCGAUACUCCAAUGUCGCAACGGACAAAGAAAGGCGGGAAAUGACGCCAUGUUGUGCCCCAAUAUCAUUUUCCGCGCAGUCCAUGUUAAUAAGGAUCGAUUCUACAGUAAUCCAUCAGAAUAUCCCGAACCUGAUACCGACUGCAUGCGGGUGUCUGUGAUGAUGUUUGGACGAUGACAAAUAAGGAUAUAGGGCAAGCAACGAUCAAUGCAAUUAAACUACGAUCAAGCCAUUAUUUUUAUUUGUUUUCUAUGAAAAUAAUUAUUGUUACCAUUGUUACGGAGUAAAUAUGAUAGUAUAUAUAUCACAAAUCCUCAAAAAUAUAGAACAUUUAAAUCUCGAUAUUUUUUAUAUUGACCUUGUGUGUAGAUAACACUAUCCAACUUCUGCGUCUUUUGGUCCGUUAUGACAAUCGGCUAACUUUGAGAGGAUUUUCAUUUUCAUAGAAACGUUGACGGUGGAAUUUUUAGAAUCUCUACAUUUACAUGUAGGAUGUUAUUUUGUUUGUUGAUUUUCAUGUAAAUAAAUUAUAAUUCUUUGUA
This is a messenger RNA of Magallana angulata, 2114 nucleotides long. Its product is annotated as growth/differentiation factor 8-like. Gene Ontology annotation, biological process: SMAD protein signal transduction. The coding region runs from base 404 to 1732 and encodes 442 amino acids. The record is from RefSeq and is a predicted model, not a curated record. Gene Ontology annotation, cellular component: extracellular region. Lineage: Eukaryota; Metazoa; Mollusca; Bivalvia; Ostreida; Ostreidae. Gene Ontology annotation, molecular function: growth factor activity; cytokine activity. The transcript is spliced from 3 exons.